Spodoptera litura is the source of this 2775-nucleotide messenger RNA. RefSeq lists its product as uncharacterized. Lineage: Eukaryota; Metazoa; Arthropoda; Insecta; Lepidoptera; Noctuidae. The record is from RefSeq and is a predicted model, not a curated record.
UUUUUUACAAAAUCGAAAAAAUUAUAAAAAAAUCAUGUACAAAUAUCAUUAAAUACAAUUACUUACAUAAGAAUAGGCGCAGAUAACAUAACAAUAGUUAUUCGAAAUGUCAGUGACAGUAGCAAUAAAGAAGCAAAUAAAAUAUGUACAACCUGCCGGGCGAUUUUCUAAUGACCUACGAUUCUGAUUUGUCCGAACACUCGGACAGUUCAGACUUCGAUGGUACGAGUAAUUCUACACUUCAACAAAGGAAGAAACAAAAGGUUUAUUGGAAAAGCUUUCGCCCGAAAUCAAAGAGAGACGCCAACACGCCAACAUGUAGCUCAUCCUACACUGUUACCCAAAACAGCUCCAGAGAAAUAUGGGAAACACAAACCAUUAGCCAAAAUGGAGGAACGCUAGGAGUAAAAGUACGUAAAACGUACAAAAAUAAAACUUGCAAGACAUUAGACGGCGGAGAUCAAAUCGAAACAGUCAAAUCGAAACGUGCGUCCACACGACGUAAAGUAAUGCCCUGCCUAUCAUGCAUGUUCGGACGGUCAAGUAAUAAUGUUAAACAAAUGUCAAUUAUAAAGGAAAACCCAACUGAAAACGUAAACAUUGAUACCGGUUGUCAAGCUACUAACGUCAACGGUGAGCACAAAAUAAGGAAAUUUAAUAGAAGUCAGCAGCUCUAUGCCGUCCAACCUGUUUAUGCCGUUGAAGGGAACGUUCAUGCCAAGUCAAGUCCGCUUCAACACACAAAAAUUGUUAGAGAACCGUUAUUGAACCGCAAAACUGUUAGAAACGAGAAAUCAAACGCGUGGUGUUUCACAUCUUCUUCGGACGAUAAUGAAUAUAGAUUUGUACAACGCGAGAUAUAUAAAAAGCAUGUUGAAAAACCGAGUAAAAAUAGGCAUAAAAUGAACACCGAUGUAAGAGAAGAGUAUCAUACACAAAAAGAAUCUAAGGGACAUAAAAAUGCAGAACAACAAUGUUCUACAAAUGUAAAUCGCAAUUAUGAAGUAUAUACUUAUCCUUGCCUGAAUCGAUCGAAUACAGGUGGUGCGUACACGGCCACUGGCCCUAAUUGUCCAAAAAAUGAGCUACCUGACACGUGCUCCGGUUUUUGGGAGUACUUUUUUACCAAAUUAAACUCGCAACAAAAUCAAAAUCAAAAUCAAUCUAAUACUAAUGCUAGACCAUGCAAGUGUCGUACUGAAAGUUCAUCUAAUGUUUGCAAGCCGUGUGAUAAGAGUUUGUGUACCCGUGAUUUAUCUCAAGGGUCACAAACUGGAGUAAACAAGAAACCAACUUGUGAUUGCAGUACGACAUUUUCAAGAAACGCUUCAAUGCACGCUUCAGAAGCUCCUCCUUCCAGAGUUGAACCUAGAGAUACCUCUCAAGAAGGGCCUCGCUCCAAAUUAAAACGCGAAAAAGUAUAUUGCAAAUGCUACCCAGAGAAAAAGAAACCACAAUAUACAAGUUCUAAAGAAGCUGGUCCAGAAAAUUACACUUCAGCACCUACACACGCCUCUACUAAUGCAGAUAACGAAGGAACUCGACCGUGCCAGCUUUCUCACACAGACAUCACAGAGUCUUUAAGUCAAAAGUACAAUGGUGAAAUAUUAUGUAUUCAUAACCCUCCUUGUGUUUUAAUAAACGGCUGCCUCAAUCUACCACCUGCUAAAGAAGAAGUGACUAUGGAUACGUGGCGAACAAGUACACCCCAAACGUACAAGUUCUGCUCCUCACCGCGCAGUACAUAUUUCCAGAAGCAACCGAGUACUCAGUUUCGUGUUCAAACUUGUCAGCAGAAUCCAUAUCUGAUUCGUGAUAGUGGCUGUCAAUACUCCUCGUCUAUCAUAGGGAUACAGUCAAGUAACAAAUGGAAGUCGAAUGAAGGUUUCCAAUACCAAAAUUCUUCUAUUGUGAAACCGGCUUCUGUCAUCGAUGGUAGUUGCCAAUAUCGACCGUCACCUUAUGAAUUGCAAAAUCAAAAAACUGCCGUAAAUGACGUCAAUGAUGAAAAUUUUCGUAAGUACCGAAUUUCAUCCAAUGAAAUCCAAAAGUUGAAAGCUGUUAAUGAAAGCUGCCAGUACUGGUUAUCUCCUACGGAAAUGGAGAAAGGUCAAAACGAUAAUAUAGAAGGCUGUUUCUACUGUAGAGAAACACCCACAGAUGUUAAAAAAUUGAUUACGCAUAGUAAAGAAAAACUGAAACCUGCAGGAAUCGACUUCAGAGUCCCAAAACCUAGAAAAGAGAAGAUUAUACAAUGUGUCUGUAACCAUAAUCCUCCUUGUGAAGUCGUUCGAACUUGUUGUAAAGCAAAAUUUGAUCCAAAGAUACAAAACUCUUGUGUACACGUGCCUAUGUGUGAGAAAGUGCCGCUAUGUGUGCUGGAGCUGAAGAACCAGAACGAAGCGUUCCAGUCGUGUCAACAUAGGCCUAAGUGUGUUGAGGUUCCGAUUUGUACGAGAAACUAUAUAGUGCUGACGGCUAGAGAAGAAGUAGCUACACAAAGCCAGUCAAAAUGCAAGAUGGUUUGCAGGCAUGAGCCUCCAUGCGUAAUGAUCCAGAGCUGUCUGGCUCGAGUGUGCGACAGUUGCAUACCGUGCGACGCCAUUCCUGAUUGUGUACACCAUCCAAAGUGCGAGAUGAUCCCCGCGUGCUGCAGGAAGUCAGCUAAAGAAAUGGUUUCUGUUCAUACGCAAUACCCGAAUCAAUGUUCUUUAGUAUAGGAGGCAAGAACUCCUCGUCGGCGACGUCGGUGGACGACGAGGUUAUGCAAAAAGC